Messenger RNA from Penaeus vannamei (Pacific white shrimp), 3974 nucleotides. Its product is annotated as low-density lipoprotein receptor-like. Gene Ontology annotation, cellular component: apical plasma membrane; plasma membrane; signaling receptor complex. Gene Ontology annotation, molecular function: protein binding; calcium ion binding; hormone binding. Lineage: Eukaryota; Metazoa; Arthropoda; Malacostraca; Decapoda; Penaeidae. Gene Ontology annotation, biological process: receptor-mediated endocytosis. The record is from RefSeq and is a predicted model, not a curated record.
UAAAAGGGUUCGUUUGCUCCGCUCAGCAUUAGUGUGUGUUGAGCUUCAGAGGUGAAUUGUUCUCCCGUGCAUUUAGUGGCUGAUCAAUGGUUGCAAAAUACAAAAUGAAAAUACUACUCUUAACUCUCUCAGCUUCGGCUUCGUUGGCGACUUUGGUGUGUCGAGAAAGUGAAUUCUCCUGCGAUGGGUCGCGCUGCAUACCCAGGAAGUGGCUGUGCGACGGCGACCCCGACUGUACCGAUGGAACGGAUGAAUUGACGACGAACUGCCCGGCCAAAGCGAGCGACGGUGGGCGGACAUGUCGAGCCUCGGAGUUCCAGUGCGGGAACGGCAACUGCAUCCCUCAGACGUGGAAGUGCGACGGCCAGGACGACUGCAGAGAUAACACGGACGAGGAAAGCUGCGAAAAGACCUGUAGAGAUACGCAGUUCCAGUGUGUGAGUGACAAGCAAUGCAUUACGAAGAAGUGGCGUUGUGACAACCAGAAAGAUUGCCAAGAUGGCUCAGACGAGGAAAAUUGUGAAGAGGAAGUAGCGACUGUCCCGCCACACAUGUUCCGGUGCGCGUCCGGCAUAACGAUUCCCACGCGCUGGCUGUGCGACGGGGAGGAGGACUGCACGGAGGGAUCGGACGAAAAGAACUGCCCAGGCGGGGAAGCAAAUAAGCCCCAGGAAAAAUCGGAUCCUUGUCGUGACAAUGAAUUCCAGUGCGGAGCUUACUGCGUCAUGGCGACCUGGGUGUGUGAUGGAGGCGUCGACUGCCCCAACGGCGAAGACGAGGCAAACUGCGACAAAGAAUGCCCAGAAUCACACUUCACAUGCAACAACAAGCAGUGCAUUCUCGGGCACUUGCGAUGCAACGGGGAGAAAGAAUGUGCCGAUGGUUCCGACGAAUCCGAUUGCCCCAAAGUACCGGCAGUCACGGACGCGCCGAAAGUGGAAUGCAAUCUGACGUCGCACUUCCUGUGUUCACUCAACAAGUGCAUCCACCGCAGGAAUCUUUGCAACGGCAGGAAUGACUGUGGUGACUGGCAGGAUGAGUCGGAGGAGGAAUGCGGCGUGAAUGAGUGCGAGAGAAACAACGGCGGCUGCACCCACUUGUGCGUCGACUCCAGGGAGAGUUACCACUGCGAGUGUAGGACGGGGUAUCGCCUGGUCGGAAAGUACACGUGUGAAGAUAUUGACGAGUGCCUCGAGGUCCCAGGAACGUUCCAGCAGUGCACCAACACGAACGGAGUUACCACUGCUCUGCCUCCCCGGUUACGACGCGACCCUGGCAACUACACCCGCUGCAAGGCCUCGACAGGAGAGCCCUACCUCCUCUUCUCUCACAGAUACGACAUCAGAAGCCUUCGUCUUCGCGAUAAUGAUAUGACUUCAGUUGUGAGUGAUGCGAGAGAAGCGACAGCACUGGAUUACCUGUUCACGGGACACCAAAUCAUCUGGUCAGAUAACAAGGAGAAUCAGAUCAUUAGGGCUAAUAUUACUACUCCAGAAGAGAGGGAAGUUCUUGUUACGGGUGAACAAGUCUCUGCAGAUGGGUUGGCUGUUGACUGGAUUCACAAUCACAUUUAUUACACUGAUACAGGCAACUUUAAAAUCCGCCUCGUGUCCUGGGACGCCAAGUGGUCGAAGACAAUUGUACAGGAAGAAUUGGGACAACCAAGGGCCAUUGUAGUUAGUCCCUUAGAUGGAUACGUAUUUUGGACCGACUGGGGAAUGUCUCCCAAGAUCGAGAGAGCUGGUCUGGAUGGAGAGGGUCGCACAGCCAUCGUGACAGCCCCUCAUGUGUAUUGGCCAAACGGUAUUACAAUUGACCUGCCAAACAAUGACCUAUAUUGGUGUGAUGGAAAGCUGAACACCAUUAGCAAGGCCAGACUAGAUGGAACCCAAAUUGAGGUGGUUUUGUUUUCACCAAGUGUCUUGAGGCUUCCCUACUCCAUUACCGUGUUUGAGGACCGACUUUACUGGACGGACUGGUCACAGCUUGCCCUAUACAGUGCCAAUAAAUUUAAUGGAGAAGAUAUUCACAACGUUUCAGCUGGACACUUGCUUGAGUCACCCAAAGUGGUACACGUUUUCCACGAAUAUCGCCAGCCUAGUGGAGAAAAUGUAUGUGACGGCCACACUUGUAGUCACCUGUGUAUCCGGAGUCCCAUGGGUAUGGCGAAGUGCAUGUGUCCCGAUGGGUUGUUACUUUCCACAAGGGACUCAAUUUCCUGCCUUGAAGGUGAACUUCCAGAUAUAAUGGAACCAAGCAGUGAACCAGUGAAUCCUAUGAUUCCUGUCUUACCAUCAGACUUUGACUACAGUAAUGAAGAAAUCAUUCCCUUGGAAACAAACAAAUAUGAAAAAAUCCAAACCCUGGAAGGAUCUAACUUUAGCGUGAUCUUCGCAGUAGGAGUUGGGUCUGCUGUGGUGUUGGCCAUUGUUGUCAUGGUUCUUGUAGGUUUGUGGAGAAAACGUGUAGCAGCUGAAGUACCCCACAUGCGUUUCCCAAAUCCUGUUUACCGCAAGACUACUGACGAAGAAAUGGACGGUGGUGGUUACAUUAUUGGCCAUGAUGACCUACUAUUUAAACCCCAAGCUGUACAGUAUUCAGAAGGGCCAGAUAUUCCUGAAGGAGAUUCGGAUGACACUCCACUUGCUCCAAAGAAGUAAAUAUUUUGAGCAUUGUAUUUAUUAGCAACUAGAAAUGCAAACCAAGAUGGUUAACAGUAUAUAUAUAUAUAUAUAUCUCAGUGAAACCCGCUGCAUAAUAUUACAAGUAUAUCUGUUUUAUCACUCAAAAAGGCAGGUUUAUUUAUGAGGCUGAUUUACAUUUUGCUUCACUCCCUGGAAAAAGUGCCUCGCAUUUUCAAAGGUAUUCCAGAAUUACAGAUAUAUUUGCCUAGAUAUACACCUAUUGUUUUUAUUAUUUAGUAAAUAUUCAAUAGGCAUGCUAAUUGAAGGCUUAUUGAAAUAAUAUAUAUUUUUUCUAAAUGGUUUUGUACUGAAUUCUGAAUAUCUACAGUGUAAAGUUGGCCAUGUAAGAAUUGUGAAAUUGUAUCUUUUUGUCUGUGAUAUAAUUGUAUAUUGUAAAUAGUGUAAAUAACUCAUCAAUCAUAUCAUACCACAUUAGGAUAUUGGCUUCAAAAUAUGAUAUAGAAAAAAACUCAUUGAAAUACCCAAAGGUCAGAUCACUUGGGUAUAAAAUUGCUUUUGAGCCACAGUAUUCGCAAGCCCUCAUAUCGUCACACUUACCAUCGUCAUCUGUAUUUUAAGCCUUGUCAGUAAUAUCAGUUGCUUUUAAUUUCUAAUUUUGUUAUUCAUCCAUAACAUAGAACUUGCUUAAGGGAAUUGUAUAUGCUCAAGCAACCAAUCUUUUUCCUUAAGAGCUUGUCCCUUUGUUCACAUAGAGAGAAUAUGAGAUAAGGAGAGAUGUUAUAUAUUUUUGUUACAUUGUGCAGUUCCUGUAAAUAUAUUUUAUAAAAUGGAGAGUAUAAACCACACUCAUAUUUGAAUAGUGUUAUUGAUGGAUAUAUAAAGACAGCGUAAAGCAUUGUGCUCGUCUCCUUUCUCAUGAUGCUUUUCUAUUAUAUUCAUAUAAUACUAUCUGUUUUUUAUAACAUUUAGAUGUGGCUGUGUUCAGAAGGUAAAUGCAUGUGUAACAGAUGCUUUCUGCAAAAUUUUAGCUUUUCGGAAUCUCCGUCUCGUAGACCAAGUAUAGUUCUGGUUUAAUUAAAAAUCCAUUAUUGGUAACAAAUAUAUUUUCAACAAUAUAAUGUUCUCGUUUGAUGUGACAUUUACUUUUGCACAUGCAAAUUAGCCACAGGCUGAAGCUCUUGAAAAACUUUUGAGUGAAUAUUUCCUGUCCAAAGAGACUGCUGUAAAAACUACUGGAUGCAUGUCCAAAUAUUUUCAAUGACAACACUCUUUCCUCUUUUUUUAAAGGGAAGGCUAUUGUAUUUCUCAAAUAUAUGUUUGUGUGCUAAA